CUCUACUCUUGUGCCUUUGAGUCUGGUAGCAGCCUUCUGCUGGGCCCUUUUAGCUCCGCCUACGUUAAUCGUUCUGGCAACCCUAUCUCCUUACUCGAAUACAGUUCUUUAAUUCCUGAGCUUGAUCCCCAAGAUGAAACCGUGACUACUCUUUUAGAAAGACUAGCAGCUGCAGCGAGGACCGGCGACAUUGGAACUUGGGAUCAUGAAGUAAAACAGGAAUUUGGUUCAUACGCACAUUGCCUAACGGAGGAUUAA
Molecule: messenger RNA, 258 nt
Organism: Protopolystoma xenopodis
Lineage: Eukaryota; Metazoa; Platyhelminthes; Monogenea; Polystomatidea; Polystomatidae
Source: the annotation of a GenBank genome assembly